Molecule: messenger RNA, 919 nt
Organism: Cornus florida
Lineage: Eukaryota; Viridiplantae; Streptophyta; Magnoliopsida; Cornales; Cornaceae
Product: probable glutathione S-transferase
Exons: 2
Coding region: 92-796 (234 amino acids)
Biological process (GO): glutathione metabolic process
Cellular component (GO): cytoplasm
Molecular function (GO): glutathione transferase activity
Source: RefSeq, a predicted model, not a curated record
UCACUGGCUCUCUAUCUCUCCCUUCUCCCUCUAGAAAAAGAUCAAAAUUCAAAACGAACAUAUAUAAAUAAGAAGUAGCUGCAGAAAUAUAAUGGUCCAGAAAGAAAGCAUGGGUGAGUCCUCUGAUCUGAAGCUUCUUGGUACAAAAGAAAGCAUGUUCACCUACAGAGUUAUAUGGGCACUGAAAUUGAAAGGCAUUGAAUAUGAAUUUGUGGAAGAAGAUCUGUUCAACAAGAGCCCAUUGCUUCUGCAAUCAAAUCCAAUCUACAAGAAGGUUCCUGUGCUCAUCCAUGGUGGGAAACCCGUCUCCGAAUCACUUGUCAUUCUUGACUACAUAGACGACACGUGGAAACACAAUCCUAUCUUGCCCAAACAUCCUCAACAAAGAGCUUAUGCACAUUUCUGGGCUAAAUUUGUAGAUGAAAAGUUCUAUGAAGCUGCAAUCAAGGCAUUUUUUUCAGGGGGAGAAGAUCGAGCAAAGGGAGUUGAAUCGAUAGAGGAGGCAUUGCGAUUUCUCGAUGGAGAGAUAGCUGGGAAGAAGUUCUUCGGAGGAGAAGAUAGCAUAGGGUUUCUUGAUAUCGUGGUUGGAUGGAUUGCAUACUGGUUCCAAUUUGUGGAGGAAGUAGGUGGUUUCAAGGUAAUGAACUCAGUGAAAUUUCCGGCAUUUGAUGCAUGGAUCAAGAACUUUCUAGAAGUUCCUGUUAUCAAGGAGAAUCUUCCAUUGCGCGAAGAUCUGUACCGCGUUUUCCAAGGGUUCAAACAGAUGGGGCUUGCCACAGCAGAUCCCAGAGGAUAGAGAACAGCCAGACUUUUACUUUGUGUGGCUUUUCUGAUUGAUCCUAUAAUGCAGUGUGUUUUAACAAUAGGUAUGCAGAAUAUUGUUAUAUUAAGCAAUUAUGGAAGGCAUGUUUAAUUUUCA